Macroventuria anomochaeta is the source of this 2325-nucleotide messenger RNA. RefSeq lists its product as uncharacterized. NCBI's taxonomy places the organism in Eukaryota, Fungi, Ascomycota, Dothideomycetes, Pleosporales, Didymellaceae. The record is from RefSeq and is a predicted model, not a curated record. Gene Ontology annotation, molecular function: acyltransferase activity, transferring groups other than amino-acyl groups. The transcript has a single exon. Bases 395 to 1855 code for a protein of 486 amino acids.
CCGAAACACCUUUCCAUGCAUCCUCCUCUGGAGAUGAGGAGAUCCUCGCGUCUUAACGUGCAUCACGCAGACUUCGAUUCUCGGUCUUUCUCCCCGACAGGCGACGUACCUCCAUCACCUGAACGUUUCUCUAUGAAAAGUCGGUGAGAUGUGCAAAUCGGACUAGCUCUUUUCCCGAUCCUUCAGUUGAUCUGCCUGAUGCCCCGCGGAUUUGGCUGCCGCCCUUGCGCCCUUUCGAGAGCACUUUUGGCGCUCUAGGAUUUUGAUCUUUGAUUGAGGACAUACCUCAUCGUAAUUUAUGGCCAUGUAUGCGGCCUGUUCAACAGCACACUGAGGUCCGCUCAUGGUGGCUCUCUCGAUCUGAACAGAAGAAAUCUCGAUAUACACCAUCAACAUGACUUCGACUUCAGAAGUGCUCGACCUCACGAGACUCGAUCAGGCGGUACUUCGCGUGUAUGUUCGUCAUCUGCUCAUCUUUCCGUUUCCCGAACCUACAUUUAGAAACGGUGCGCAAGCAGCUUUGACUGCCGGCUUGCUUGCAGUACUCAGGCAAUUUCCGUUCCUCGCCGGCACAGUCGAACAAACAGAUCCUCUCACCGGAGCUAUGGCCGUAAGAUACCCAAACAGUGUCGACUCGGGGCUCGUGUCGCAGCUACUCACAGUCAACGAAUUGGAUGACGAUAACCUCCAAUACGACACAUUGUGUAAAGGCGGCGUACCACCAUCUAGGCUUCCAGCUGAUGUACUUUGCCCGUUCGCUCUAAGAUCGCAUCCUGGGAUAGACGACCCAUAUGCCGAAGUCCUCACCACUUUCGCAAAGGGAAAGCCUAUACCUGUCUUCGCUGCACAGAUCAACUUCAUCCUUGGAGGCUUAAUCUUGAGUGCCUACACACAUCAUAGCGUCGUAGAUGGUACUGGCAUUGCGAAAAUAUAUCAAACAUGGAGCGGACAUACCCGAACUUCCAGCGACGGGAUGAACAUACCAGAACAGGCCAAGACCACUGGUUUGAACAACACACGGCAUGCGCUUGAUUCUCUGAUAGUGGACGCUCCAACUAUGAAAUUACCUGAGUUCCGGUACCCCGGCGAUUCAGUCAAUCCGCCGUUGCGCGACGGUCCGUACAGGCUCAGCGCCAAACUUCUCGUCUUUCCGGCGCUGGCCAUUUCACGGUUAGCUACUUCGCUCUCGUUGAUCACUAAGGAGCGCAUCUCGACCUUCACAGCGCUAGCAGCCCUCGUAUGGUGUCAGAUCACAAACGCUCGUAGAGCAGCUAUGAACGAGAAGGGCAUCCAGAAAACGACACUCGGCAUCGCAAUCGACCAUCGUAAACGUGUUGGCUCUCUACUUUCAGACGAUUACAUUGGCAACUGCGCAAACGGAAUGGCAGUCUCCGUUGCACUUGCUUCUGUUCCCACUUCCGAGAACAUGGAUGCUGAUCACAUCGCACCCGUUGCCCUCGCCCUCUUCAACGGGCUAGGCGAGGUCGAUCUCGACUGGUUCAGAGCACGUCUGCUAGAGAUAUCGAAGCAGACGAACUAUUCAAAGCUGAUGUUGAACUUAGACACCGGUAAUGGACCAGAUAUCUUCAUCACAAGCUGGAUGCACAUCGGUGCAGACGACUUGUGGGCCAUCCCAGGCACAGCGAAGACUGAAGGUGGGAAGAGAUGGUUGUGCAAGCCCACUGCCAUCCGGAAACCACAUAAUUUAUGGGAGGGUGGCAUGCAGAUCCUACCGAGACGAAAGGGGCACGCGGCACCAUUCGAGAUCCCGCUAUGCUUGGAGGGGGGAGAGAUGGAGAGGACGUUGCAUGGGUUGCGGGAGGGAAACUGGGUAGAGAGGGUAAUCGAUGCCUAGUCUACAGUUCCGUUCUGUAUGUUUCUAUAUAUGGCUGGUGGUGCUCAAAGGGUCAAAAGCAACAACAGCAUGACAGCAGUAAUGAACAAUGCAGCCCAUAGCAUCUUGUCUUCAAGCGGCAUUCGUUGCGGAAACCCAAGCCCUCCUAUACCGUUGUUAUCUUCUCCAGCAUCUAGUAUUAGCAUACACAUGCGCUCUUCGUCUUGCUCACAUCCAGGGGCAAGUCCGCAACUCGACAUGGCGAUGUCUUGGUUGCGCACACUACGCACCGACCAGUCAGAGAGCGCAUCAAGGAUGUAGCUAAAAGUCUUGCAAAACGGGGUCGGCUGGAUCCAUGUUUUUGGAUUGGAUAUGCGUGUUAUAGAUGGGGAAGACUUAUUAUAGUGUAAGAGUACAUUGCAGGGUGUGGUGACGUAGGAUUUGGGGGUUGAGAUCGAAGUUGAUGGUCAGACAGGCGGUCGAAAACAGGC